UCGGCCAAAGCCCGGGAAGCUGCAGCGGGGGCGAUGGCCGCACCGAGUCCCGGGCCCCGCGAGGGCCGUUGGGAGCUCUCAGCCAGGGUUGGGCACGUGGUGGGUGCCCACGAGUAACGGCUCAGCUGUGUGAUCUCAGCCCCUGCCGCCCCUCGGCGCGGGCCUGGAGGAAGUCAGCAGAGGCGGUGGGGUAGAUCUGAAGGAAUCGCGGGCAAUCACAGUGCGGCAAGCAGGGCUUCCUGUGCAGGAGCUCAAACUCAAUGGCCCUGGCCUCCUCCCCAGAGGCUGGACAAAGAGAGCCGGUCUCAAGCUCCAGCCGCCACCGGGGCCUCCUUCGGCGCCUAUGGGACAAGCAGACUCGCCUGGGGCUGUUUGAGAUCGGCCCGAGGCAUGAGCUCCACGGGGUGACGCGUAUGAUGCAGGCAGGGCUGUGGGCUGCCACCCAGGUCUCCAUAGACCAUCCCCCCACGGGGCUGCCCACUCAGGAAGAUUUUUCUGAGGUCCUGACCCAGGUUCAUGAGGGCUUCGAGCUGGGCACCCUGGCCGGCCCUGCCUUUGCCCGGCUGCGGCGCUCCCUGGGCCUGGCGGAGGAAGACUACCAAGCCGCGCUGGGCCCUGGUGGCCCCUACCUGCAGUUCAUCAGCACCUCCAAGAGCAAGGCCAGCUUCUUCCUGUCCCACGACCAGCGCUUCUUUCUCAAGACCCAGCGGCGCCGGGAGGUGCGGGUGCUGCUCGCCCACCUGCCCCGCUAUGUGCAGCACCUGCAGCGGCACCCGCACUCGCUGCUCGCGCGGUUGCUGGGAGUGCACAGUCUGCGCGUGGCCCAGGGAAAGAAGAAAUACUUCAUCAUCAUGCAGAGCGUCUUCUACCCCGCCGUUCGCAUCUCCGAGAGGUACGACAUCAAGGGCUGCGAGGUGAGCCGCUGGGUGGAGCCGGCCCCUGAGGGCAGCCCCCUCAUCCUGGUGCUGAAGGACCUCAAUUUUCAGGGCAAGACCAUGAACCUGGGGUCACAGCGGAGCUGGCUCCUCCGUCAGAUGGAACUGGACACCGCCUUCCUGCGGGAGCUCCACGUGCUGGACUACAGCCUCCUGAUGGCCUUCCAGCGUCUCUGUGACGAUGAGCAGGCCCAGGGCAGCAGCAUCAUCUUCCACAUCGCCAGGUCUCCGCAGAUUACGGAGGAGCCGGACACCCAGAACUGCCGGCUGCUGCCCGACGGCCCCAAUGCGCUGCACGUCCUGGACGGGCCUGAGCACCGCCACUUCCUGGGCCUGGUGGAUCUCGCCACGGUCUACGGGCUUCGCAAGAGGCUGGAGCAUUUGUGGAAAACGCUACGUUACCCAGGCCGGACCUUCUCCACCGUCAGCCCGGCCCGCUACGCCCGGCGCCUCUGCCAGUGGGUGGAGGCGCACACCGAGUGAGCGGUGCCUGGCAUCGACAAGGGGCGCUCGCCAGGAGCUCCGGGGCUCUCUGCACCCGGGCCACUAGCCUGCUGUUCCGCCGGUGACCACGAGAGGGCAGCGCCCUCUGAUCAAUGCUAUGAUUUCUCAGCCCUGUUCUGUGGUGGAGCUGUACCCCGGGUCGUGCCUAGGAUGAAGCCCCGCGUUAGCUCAUUUAAUCUUCGAAAUGCUGUUAUUGUAUUUUCACAGACCAUAAAAUGGAGGCUCAGGGGUGAAGGGACUGAGCACCAUCUUCAGCACUAAUGCUGGACCAGGCUCCACCUUGCCUUGUGGCCUCAGGCGUCUGUGUCCUUAGCCACGGGCUCCUGCAGCCCCCGCCUCACUAUCUGGGUGGGGUAGGGGGAGGCUGAAGGCUCCGCCUCCGGUCGUCCAGAUGGGGAAACUGAGGCCCAGAGACUUUAAGGGCCUUAUGCAUGGGAAAUGCCAGCCUGGACUCAGAGCCCAGUCCAAAGUCCAACCCAACCAUGCAUGCCCAAGGAGGCCUCUGCUUCAGAGCUGCUCUAGGGCCUGGCUGUGUGACCAGGGCAAGGUGCUAACCCUCUCUGUGCCUGUGUUCUCAUGUGUGCAGUGGAAAGAAUGAAAACAGACCUCAUUAAUUCAUUAAAUAUUUACUGAGCAUUGGCCACAUGACAGGCUCUCUACUGGGUGAUGGGAAGCCGGGGACAGAGCAAGCUGCCUUCCUGGAGCUCAGGGGCUGGGUGAUAACAGGGAGCUGUCGCCACCAAACUUUGAGGGGAAGUGAGGCCAGGGAGCCAGGGACACAGUCUCACCACUUAUGUCCUGGAAGGGGACAGGAGGGGCUUAACCCCCAGAUGGGACCAGAAGAGUCAGACACCACUUGGAGGGGCCCAGACCCCGACACAGCAAAGCCUGGCUAAGAGGACAUUUAGAGAAAGAACCCAUCUCUGGUUGGGCCACCUGCCACCACCAGGGGCCGCCAAGGACAGGUGGCUGUCAGGAGCCAGAGGAAGGGAGCGCUGCUGGCCACAGGGAGGCAGUGGGGUUUCCGGAACAUCAGCGUCACUGCUGACUGGACGACCUCGGGCGAUUACUCAACCUCUCUGAGCUGGCCAGAACCACAAGAAUUUCUUGUUCUUACUC
This is a messenger RNA of Fukomys damarensis (Damara mole-rat), 2558 nucleotides long. It is a transcript of the gene Pip5kl1, whose product is annotated as phosphatidylinositol-4-phosphate 5-kinase like 1. Bases 261 to 1418 code for a protein of 385 amino acids. NCBI's taxonomy places the organism in Eukaryota, Metazoa, Chordata, Mammalia, Rodentia, Bathyergidae. The record is from RefSeq and is a predicted model, not a curated record. Gene Ontology annotation, molecular function: phosphatidylinositol kinase activity. The transcript is spliced from 12 exons. Gene Ontology annotation, biological process: phosphatidylinositol metabolic process.